CAAAUCAUUCCUUAGGAGGGGUAAAUCAGUAUUGCUUUAUUGAUUUUCUAUGAUUUAUAUGUGAAAAACUGGCACACUGAUUCUAUUCAGCACAGAGGCUACUCAACCUCAAUUGUAUGAACUGCAUGGCUUUUUUUAAAAAAGGGUCAUGUCCUCCAUCUGUUCAUGCACAAACCUUGGUAUAAUACAAUCCGUCAACAGCAGAAAUUAUUUACUGUUCCCCCUGCGUUCAGAUAAAUUGAAACUGUGCAUGUGUAUUUACAUCUACAUAAAGUAUUUCACCCACAAUGAUUAUAUGUUUAUGAUGUUUUCUAAAUAAAGGUUCAUGAAUCUUACAAAGCUCAAACAGUUUUUGGAGAUACCGCUUCAAAAUCUCUCAGGCAUAGCCCAAAUUGAUCAUAUAUAUUGCUUUUAUAACCAGCAUAUGCAUAUAUUUUAAAAUUAAAGUAUACAAUUUUAAUUUUAAAAUGCAGUUCCCUGGGACCUUUGCACAUCAGAAUGCAGACACAUAUGUGAGAAGCGCCUGGAAUCUGGAAAGCUAGCAUGUUUUCUGCAGCGUUUAGAAAUGAAUAGAAAAGCAGCUUACAGACAAUUGUAUAAUCAGAUUCCAUUCCUCACAAUAACUCCAUUUGCUGGGACUGUUUUCUUCUCUUUUAGAGAUAGGUCUUCCUAGAAAAAUCUCCAAAGUGCCUUAAAUCCUCAGAAUGAGCUCUCCUUGCUGCUAUCAGAGACCGGAGGACUGUCACAAACACUUGGCUUACACAUAUAUAUUCCAAUGAAUUACCUUUCCAGUGGGGACUGAUCCCUUUGACUCUCUGCAUUGGCAUAAGUGGAAGGUUGUGGGAAAUUUGGAGUCCAGGAAUCCACAUGUGGAGUUCCAGAAGGAACUGACUAAAUCACCUCAAUGUGUUAAUGAUUAGAGAAUGCAAAUUCGUACCUUGGAUGGAUGUCUGGGGAUAUGAAUGGAAUUACCUGUGAAUUUCCCCCCCACUCAGUAUAAUGCAAGCGAUAAAUGUACUUGAAUGGGUCACCACAUACUCUUAGUUGAAUGGAGCCUCUGCGUCUGACCAUAUUUCUAAAGCUAAGGAUUUGGAAAAACAACUUUUGAAGACAUGACCCAUUUGCAUACUGGACUCAGUCCAGAAAUCAUAGAGAAAGCCCGUCUGGAACUUAAUGAAAAUCCAGAUGUUUUACACCAGGAUAUUCAGCAAGUAAGGGACAUGAUCAUCACAAGACCUGACAUUGGAUUCUUGCGUACAGAUGAUGCCUUCAUCCUGAGAUUUCUCCGAGCCAGAAAGUUUCAUCAAACAGAUGCCUUCAGGUUAUUGGCUCAGUAUUUCCAAUACCGGCAGCUGAAUUUGGAUAUGUUUAAAAAUUUCAAGGCUGAUGAUCCAGGGAUCAAACGAGCUCUGAUUGAUGGAUUCCCAGGAGUGCUAGAAAACCGUGAUCACUAUGGCAGAAAGAUACUUUUGCUCUUUGCAGCCAGUUGGGAUCAGAGUAGAAAUUCCUUCGUAGAUAUUUUACGGGCUAUUCUCUUGUCCUUGGAAGUUCUGAUUGAAGAUCAAGAGCUUCAGAUAAAUGGCUUCAUUCUAAUUAUAGACUGGAGUAAUUUUUCCUUCAAGCAAGCCUCCAAACUGACCCCUUCCAUCCUCAGACUGGCCAUUGAAGGGUUGCAGGACAGCUUUCCUGCUCGCUUUGGAGGCAUCCAUUUUGUGAACCAGCCGUGGUACAUCCAUGCUCUUUACACGCUAAUCAAGCCCUUCCUCAAAGACAAGACACGGAAAAGGAUCUUUCUUCACGGAAACAAUCUCAAUAGCCUUCACCAGCUCAUACACCCUGAUUGCUUACCUUCAGAGUUUGGAGGGACUCUUCCUCCCUAUGACAUGGGCACAUGGGCUCGGACGUUACUUGGACCGGAUUACAGCGAUGAGAAUGAAUACACUCACACAUCUUACAACACCAUGCAUGUGAAGCAUUCGUGUUCCAACCUAGAGAGGGAAUGCUCUCCAAAACUCAUGAAAAGGUCUCAGUCUGUGGUGGAACCCGGAAUAUUAAAGCGUGAAGAACAGAAUGUGAAUGAGAACACCCAGCCACUACUAGCUCUUGACUGAGAUUGAAAUCCCAGCGAAAUACAGCUGUAUCUUCAACUUCAGUGGUCCACAAUGCUUUUGAAGCAAAUGACAGGUUUAAUACACAUUAAUGUGCAUUCAGCUUAA
Messenger RNA from Ahaetulla prasina, 2216 nucleotides. It is a transcript of the gene CLVS1, whose product is annotated as clavesin 1. NCBI's taxonomy places the organism in Eukaryota, Metazoa, Chordata, Lepidosauria, Squamata, Colubridae. The coding region runs from base 1113 to 2111 and encodes 332 amino acids. Gene Ontology annotation, cellular component: membrane. The record is from RefSeq and is a predicted model, not a curated record. Gene Ontology annotation, molecular function: phosphatidylinositol bisphosphate binding. The transcript is spliced from 7 exons.